Molecule: messenger RNA, 2791 nt
Organism: Tetranychus urticae (two-spotted spider mite)
Lineage: Eukaryota; Metazoa; Arthropoda; Arachnida; Trombidiformes; Tetranychidae
Source: RefSeq, a predicted model, not a curated record
AUGUUCGAACCGUUGGUGAUAUCAUCAGAUGAUCCCAUUCCAUAUCCAUUGAGUUAUGGGUGUGUGCGUAAAAAUACCAAUCCUGACACUCCAUUACCAGAUUUCAGUAAAGUUGAAGAGUUUGCUAUGGACAUGGAAGCGAUCAUAACUUAUUCUUAUCGGGAGCCUAUCAAAUCAACUGCUCGAGUAAUGAAACGAGGCGAUGUCAUUUCAUACGAAAUCCAAGAAGCUGAUGAUGUUCGUUUCAUUGAAAUGCCACCUCCUUUAGGACGAUUUAAAGUUGAUAGCCGUACCGGUCAAUGUAGCCAUUUAACAUCUGAUUAUUCUUCUGGUGAUACACUAAUCACCCGUUGGCCUUUUUAUCUAACUGUCGACUUCAAUCUAUUGUAUUAUUUGGUAAUGAAGCCACCUCGAAGACAAGCACCAAAAUUCAUUGGUGAUAUACCUUUAGGACCUUUUCGAGUGGAAGAAUACAGAGCAACUAACUUCUUCUCAGAUAGGGUUGACGCCAUUAUUGACUAUUAUUAUGUGCAGAAUAUCAGUGAUUCUGUUCCAAGUAAAGUCAUAUUUACCCCAGAUCGGAGCAACUAUAAUUAUAAAUACGCUGAUCCUCCCACUCAAGUUGAAGUAACCAUAAUUAAUUACGAAAAUAAUAACAUUGAUCAUGAAGAUCGAUUCGAUGUUUCUGGUUGUUACGAAGAACCUGGUAGCUAUACUUGGUUUCAGCUUCUCUUUCCAAUCCCAUGGGACAAUCCAUACGGUGUGGUAACAUUGUUGGCAGCAACAGAAAAAUUCUUGACUUCGUCCAUUCCAAUAACUCGCAUCGGUGAAACUCAUACUCAACGAGUUGAUAGCGUAAUAUAUACUACUGUUAAACUUUAUGAUCGUGUACAUUUCAUUGACACUUAUAGUCGUUUGUAUCAUUUUAAAAUUAUCAAUCCUUCAAAUGUUGUGAAAAGAUCUAAAGUCGAGGACUGUGAACAACUAUGCACUGCGAAUCCCAACUGUAUUGAUUUCAGUUAUUGUGAUGAUUACGAUUGUUCAAUUUUUGUGAAAUCGAGUUUUUCUAGUGAAACAGAAUACAGUGAGAAAUGUAAUUUUUAUUCUAGAUCUUUAACGUUUGAUGUUGAACCGUUGAUUACCAAAAAUUAUUUAUCGACAAUGUCAAGCGUGUUACAACAGAUAAGGGAUAAAGCCUCGAUAAUCGGCUCUGUAGAUUUGUUCAUUGUGAAUGGACCUGAAGAGAUUGGUGAUAUUUCCCAGGAACUAUAUGAAAGUGGUUCACGACCUUUAAGAGCUGAGGAUUUUCCGAUGAUCGAAACUGAUCGAUAUUUCAAUACAGCACAAUUCAAAAUCGAGAAAAGUACUCUUCAAGACUGUUUCAAGGCUUGUUUGAAUGAUGAUGAUUGUAAUACACUUUCAUACUGCGUCAAUCAGAAUAAGGAAUGUAUUCUGAGUCAAGAAACAUCAAGUUCAUUGAAAGACUCACUUAAAGACAAAACAAGUCAUGCAGACGGGUGUAACAUCUAUGAAAAAUCAUUUAUGAAUCUAUUCCAUGAGUAUCCUGGCAAAAGUUUAGUUCUGGAUGCCGUGUCAACCAUAUCUAAUGUACAAAUAGCUGAUUGUGCUAAAACAUGUGCUCAAUCAAAUGCUUUCAAUUGUGAAUCAUUCGAUUAUUGUCAAAAUAAUAAUCAACGAAAUGAAUCUGUUUGUUUCUUACACGUUAAACACAUUGAGAUAGAUAAAGCUCAUGAAAUAAAUGUCACAAACUGGAAGUACGCUGAAGAUGGAUGUUCUCAUUAUUCAAGAAAAUCUGAACUUGAUUAUGAGCAUAAAUUCGGAUUUGCACUGAAACAGGAAAUGAAAGAAUCAAUUGUUGUAACCUUUGACCAUUUAUCGUUAGAACUUUGUGCUUCCAAAUGCAAUACAGAUCCUGACUGUUUUACUCUUGAAUUCUGUGAAACGAUCGACUAUAAUCAAAUUUCCGAUGGAAGUGUUCCAUUGACGAGUUGUUCAUUGACAAACUUGAAGCCAAGUAGUGCUAAUCAACGUGAACUAUUUGAAGAAUCAAAGAGCGACAGCAAAAUUUGCUCAAUUUACAUAAAUCAUAAGAAGAUCACAGGGCAGAGUGAGAAUAAUCCACAUCCAGGAGAACUAUCAUCAUCGAAGAAAUCAAAAAAUUUUAAUUUAGCAAUCGGAUUGGGGACAGUAGUACUCAUUAUGGCUUUUGCUGGUGGACUCAUUGGAUUUACAUUUGCUGCUAGAAAAGGAAUUAUUUCGUAGCUAACUAACUGCAAGCUAUGAAAAAUAAUGCAAGCCAUAAGUAGUAGUUGCAAGUCACUUUUUAUUAUAUGAGACGCAGCGAGAGGGAGAAAUGAACAUAACUUAAGCCAUUCAAUAGUUAACACUAAUAAAAUAUAGUAAUAAGUCAACUAGUUUAAUUCUUAAAAAUAAUCUAAAACUACAUAAAUAAAUGCCAGUAAAAGGUAUAAAUGAAAAUGAAAACGUAUGUUUACGAAAAUAAACACAGAUAAAAAACUUAUGCUUUCCUUGUAACUUCCUCACGAUUUUUUCAUGGUUUGGCCCAAAAUUAUUUUCCUUUUAUUGUAUCUUUAUCGGACUGCCUUCACCAUAUUAAAUAUUUCUUCAUUUAUUAUUUUCUCCUGAGAUUGAAUUCGAUCGAUUUUAUAGCUGCAUCAAUUGCUACAGUCAUGUGAAAGAUUUCAUCACUGUUGCAUGUUGAUGCUGACACCGUUGUUUGCUUCUUAAUGCAAUUUAACUUCAUUGUAAG